Messenger RNA from Drosophila navojoa, 2272 nucleotides. RefSeq names its product Cell division cycle 6 (gene Cdc6). Gene Ontology annotation, biological process: DNA replication initiation; mitotic DNA replication checkpoint signaling; cell division. Gene Ontology annotation, cellular component: nucleus. Gene Ontology annotation, molecular function: ATP hydrolysis activity; DNA replication origin binding. The record is from RefSeq and is a predicted model, not a curated record. Lineage: Eukaryota; Metazoa; Arthropoda; Insecta; Diptera; Drosophilidae.
GCUGAGUCGCCUUUCGCGCCUUUUGCUUACAUUUUCAUUGUCACACAUCGCUGAAAACUUAAACCUAGCUUAGAUUGAAAUAAAUCCUCAUUGCAUACUAAGUGAUCAAUAAGAUCAAUAAACUUAACAAAGCUUAACAAAUGGCUGCCGUACGCCGCUCCACGCGCUUGAGUAGCAUUAGCAAGUCUGCCGUAGCAGCAACUGCGACGGCAGCGCUGCCACAGUCGUCGUUGCCCUCAACGCCACGACGCUCAGAAAUUUGGCGCUUGAGGCAGACGAAACGGAUCGAAGACAGCGACGACGAAGAUCAGGAUGAUACUAUUAGUGUAAUUUCAGAGAAUAACGAAAACAGCAACCUGUUGAAUCAAAUGGACAAAGCGGGCAAACGUAAGACAGCCACUGCGGCAAAAAUCAAAGAAGCGCAACUAAAGACGCCACGCAGCAAUAAGAAAACGACGACAAAAACUUCGGUUGCAGCUUUGACGAGCAGAGCCAAACAGAUUGAGGCUAAUAUACGUGCUACAAAAUUGAUGGAUGAAAGCAGCAGUAGCAGUAGCAGCGAAGAGGAUGAGCAAGAUGAUACUGCACAUGUGUCGCCGCCAAAGCAGCGGAAGACGCAUCCGUUGCCACAACAUUUGAUCAGCCCAUCGCGACUGCUGGACAGACUGAGCAUAGAUGAGCGCGUUGAGGAGGUAGAGAAAGUGGACAAGGAACAAACAAGCAAGACUGAAACGGAAUCCAAAGAGGCAGAGAAGGAGGCGAAGCCAUCACCUCCACGUAACAAGUAUCAGAAUGCGCGCCGGGUGCUAAACAGCGCGGAGACUCUCAAUCUGCCUGGAAGAGAGCCACAACUGCAGGAGCUCCGGGAGUUUUUCACGUCUCACCUAGAGUCGCAGACCUCGGGUAGUCUCUAUGUCUCGGGCCAGCCAGGCACGGGCAAGACAGCCUGUCUCUCGCUGCUUUUGAGAGCGCCCGAGUUCGCCCAGAGAUUGCAACGUGUCUACAUCAACUGCACGAGCAUUGCCAGCGUGGGUGCUGUCUAUAAGAAGCUGUGCACAGAGCUGCAGCUGAAGCCAGCGGGGCGUACUGAGCGAGACCAUCUGGCGGCCAUCCAACGUCAUCUACGCACAGCCAAACGUAUGUUGCUCUUGGUGCUGGAUGAGAUCGAUCAGCUGUGCACAUCAAGACAGGAGGUUUUAUAUACGAUCUUCGAGUGGCCCGCUAUGCCAGGUGCUCGCAUCUUGCUCGUUGGCAUUGCCAACAGCUUGGAUCUCACAGAUCGUGCGCUGAUGCGUUUGAAUGCGCGCUGCGAACUGAAACCAAGACUGAUGCACUUCCCACCCUAUACCAAACCACAGAUUGUAGAAAUCUUUAAGUCCCGUCUAGCCGAAGCUGAAGUCUUGGACGUCUUUCCACCUGUGACGCUACAGUUGCUCGCGGCGAAGGUGAGCGCUAUUAGUGGCGAUGUGAGACGCGCUUUGGACAUUGGCCGACGCGUUGUGGAGAUUGCCGAGCAGCAGAAGAGGGCGGGCGAAAAGGAGUUCAACAUGAAGGCGCUUGAGCUGGACGGGAACAGCGCACAGGUUGAAGACACCCUCAAGCCCGUACAAGUGAGUCAAGUGGCUGCUGUGCUCAACAAGGUCUACGGCGCCUCACAGAAUCUAGAGGAGGAUAUCGAAGCUGCCUUUCCACUGCAACAGAAGCUAAUGCUCUGCUCUCUCGUGCUAAUGCUGCGCAAUGAGCGCAACAAAGACAUCAGCAUGGGACGCCUGCAUGAGGUGUAUAGAAGGGUGUGCGCGAAGAGGAACAUACUCGCACUCGAUCAGGCAGAGUUUGCUGGCACUGUGGAUCUGGUGGAGACGAGAGGCAUUCUGCGUAUUAUGCGCAAGAAGGAACCACGACUCAACAAAGUGGUGCUGCAGUGGGAUGAGGAGGAGGUGCACGCAGCACUGAGUGACAAACAGUUGAUUGCUUCCAUCCUCAGCGACACGGCCUGCCUGGCCAAGUGACGGAUCAUGAUCUUCAUCAUAAUAGAUUACCUUUAAGAAAAUUAGCUUUUAGCCCAUUUCACUGCUGCCGUUUUUAUUUAAUUGCGCAUUUCUCACAAUUUAUUCAUUCACCUUGGCCACAAAAAAGAAUCGAACAAUUUUUGAGAGGAAUACAAAAAUAAAUUAGAAUUUCUGUUCAUGCUAAAUUUAAAAUUGUGUUGCUAGCGCAAGCACGAAGAAUAUUUCGAAAUAUACAUUUGAGGGUCACUUUCGAAUGUUUUUAA